AUGAUGUGCAUAACGUACACAAAAACCGAAACGCGUACUGCUCUGAAACUUUUUUUUUUUGAGUAUAUUUUGCUUCUUCGUUCACGAUUCGAGUUUAGUUAGUUUGUUGGCGUGUAUAUCAAAAGUUCAACGCAAAUAAAUUUAAAUAUAUACCUCUCUCUACUUAGCUCUAAGUAGUUAGCUGCGGAGAGAUACGGGGAUUUUGUUUUAUAAACUUAUUUUUUGUCAGCUAAUUUUGUGUAAAUUUUUGUCGAAUUUUAUUAUCAAAUAUUUGAUGUGCGGCAUCCACACGACCCAUGUGCUGAUUGAGUUGUGAGACAAAAACAUCACUAUCUCGGAGUUCUUGGAAAAUCAAUAAUACGAAAAAAAAAUCAUUAUAGUGAAGAGUUGAGUUUUCUACGUCAUUCGAGUCGACACACAGCACUUGUUUUGCUCUUCUUGUACGGCGAUCAUCGUGAUGAUGAUGAUGUUGUUGUGAUGUUACUCUGGCCAUAUUUAUAUCAAGUUGGCUGGUUUUUCACUGCGAACGUCGAUCGUCGGAUGCUGAAACCCAGUUUUGAAAUCUAAAUCACAUUUUUUUCGUCGUCGUCGGAGCGCUCGAGAACAUCGUCAGGAGUGCAAAGCAUAUACAUUUCGUUACAUUCUACGACGGACAACGACAUAAUAAUAUAAUAAACAAAUAUGCUUUAUAAAUAAAAUACAAAACAAGUGUGAUUACUUUAAUUUAGUUCAAUAAAUGGUUGGAGAUAUACUUUACUUCUGUAAAUAUAAAGUGAAGUAAAAAACAUAAAUUGACAUGUGAAAAGACGACUGAGCUCAUAAUAAUAAUAAUAAACGGAGAGAUAAUGAUGUUGUGAAGAAAUUUUUCAAAACACACAUAAUUACAAAAAAAAAACAAUAUCAAAGCAUGAAAAUAUGGAAAAACUUUGACGUGUCGGUCAACUUCGACAACUUGCAAUAAUAAUCGCGAGUGACAGCGAAAAAAAAUUCAAAUUGAUAAUUUGUCGGCAAUUUUUUGCUGCCUCAAGAUAAUGGCCAUAAAUAUAAAAUUUUAAGUGAUUUUAGUGAGAAUACAAAAAAAAAGACAAGAACUCGCGUGAAAAUUGAAUGUUUAUUGUUUUAAUUAUGAGUUUAUUACGCACGAAUGUCGACAACAAAAACAACAUUAACACCAAAAUAGACACUUUAUUAGUUCAAUAUGGAUUUUAUAGAGGAUCCGAUGUUUGCCAAUGACUUAGGUCGUUCUGAUUUCAUUGGCGGCAUAGAUAACGAAGCUCUCGAUUUCGAGCAAUUUGACGCUUUCAUCCACGGAAACUCGUCAACUGGUUCAACAGACACCACCAACGCCGGAAAUGCUCUGACCCAAGCGACACAUUUGCCCGAAAGUCCCCCAGAUUCGGGCUCGGAGCCGCCUUACAGUCCCUCAGACUUGCAUUCGGCGGGCGUCGUGAAUGUUAACGUCAGUCAACCGACGUACGAUGCCGAUAUUUCGCUCGGCGUUCAUCAUUAUGCCACGCAACAGCAACAACAAGCGAGUUCCUUGCACGUUUCGGACCUGACUUUGUCGCAACAACUGCUCUCUGAUCCCGCAUAUACGAGUCCGAGUCCCAUCGAUGCGACGGGAUUAAUUGUCGUGCCCGAAGUGACACUCAAACACGAAGGAGAACUAAUAAUUUCGGAUGACGCACCCAAUGGACAGCAAUAUUUGCAACAACCACAACCGGGAUCAGGCGUGACGUUGAUCGAAUUGGGACAACGACCCUUCAAAAAUGACUUGUUGGUCGAAGGAGGAGCCAGCAACGAUGAUUUGGUGCAUCAAUUGAUGCCGAGUGUUUACGCGACGACAACAAAUGCGAGUCAAAGCACGGAAAAUGUACAAUCAUCACGACAAACGUCGCGCAAAAGGAAGGGCUCGAGCUCGAUUGCGGGACGUCCUCCGUCGGCGAUCAUCAAAACAGAUCCGGAAACGAGCAGGAAAAAUUGCCAGAUCGAACAAACGUCGUUGGAUGCAUCGCUGGACACGAGUUCAAACAAUGGCGGCGACACAAGUGACUCGCCCAUGCAAAGUAUACGAUUUGCUCCGUUCCAGCAGCAUCAGUGGCAUCAUUUGUGCAAUCAGAAUUUGCAAGAACUUCCAAUGCCCCAUUACCGCGUUGAUGCCGACAAAGGAUUCAACUUUUCUAAUUCCGACGACGCGUUCGUGUGUCAGAAGAAAAAUCACUUUCAAAUAACAGUUCAUGCACAACUCCAUGGCUCGGCGGUGUUUGUGCGAACGAAUGCUGGCUUGGAAAAAAUUCGUUCCUUCCAUUUGCAUUUCUACGGCGUGAAAUUGGAGGCACCGAAUCAAACAAUCCGCAUCGAGCAAAGUCAAUCAGAUCGAUCAAAGAAGCCGUUUCAUCCUGUGCCGGUCGAUUUACACGAUGGGCAAGUAAGUAAAGUCACUGUGGGUCGUCUUCACUUCUCCGAAACGACCAACAAUAACAUGCGAAAGAAAGGAAGACCGAAUCCGGAGCAAAGAUACUUCCAACUUGUCGUUGGUUUGCAUGCGCACACGCAUUCCGGGAACUUUCCGAUCGUCAGUCAAGGCAGUGAGAGGAUCAUUGUGAGGGCUUCCAAUCCGGGCCAAUUCGAGAACGAUGUCGAACUGUGCUGGCAACGUGGCGUCACACUUGACUCCAUUUAUCACUCGGGACGCGUUGGCAUCAACACAGAUCGACCCGACGAGAGUUUAGUCAUACACGGGAACCUAAAAAUUAGCGGGCACAUCGUGCAGCCAAGUGAUAGUCGUGCAAAACGAGAAAUUAGUGAGUUGGAUACGUCACAACAGUUGGAGAAUGUACAAAAAAUUAGAGUUGUAAAAUAUUGCUACGAGCCAGAAUUCGCUCUUCAUAGUGGCUUAGUUGACGCGAAUGACACGGCAAUCGAGAUAACUGACACGGGAGUCAUUGCCCAAGAAGUACAAAAAGUCCUUCCAGAUGCUGUGCAGCCAGCUGGAAGCAUAAUUCUUCCGAACGGACAAAUUAUUGACAAUUUUUUGCUCGUCAAUAAGGAUCGGAUUUUCAUGGAAAAUAUCGGAGCUGUUAAGGAAUUGUGCAAAGUAACGGGAUCAUUGGAGACCCGAAUUGAGCAGUUAGAACGCAUCAAUGCUCGUCUCUUGCGAAUUCAGAAGCACAAAAGAAGUAAAAGUUCAAAAGAUUUGAGUGGAUCUGACUCGGAAGACGACACAAAUGACUUUGACGCAGAAAUUUGUUCCAACAAGACGAUUCAGUUCAUAAUUAUUGUCUUAAUUAUCAUUAUGACUGUCUGUCUCACUGCUAUCUCAACUCUCUAUUUGGUGGAACGGCCUCACAAAUUUACAAAUUUGUCGCCCCUUUACGACAUCAAUGACAAACGUAUCGGCUCUAGUUCCGGCAAUAAUCAGCAUGAGUGGAUAAAUCCGCCGGAAAAACCACUUCAUACAACUUUUUCCUUCGAAAGAUUCAAACCGACGACGAAACCGUUCUCGUUGUCCAAAGAUUCAAACACAAAGUCGCCGGAAGAACUCAUCAAAACGACGCGUGUUUGGGGUCCAAUUGCUCCAAGUGAGGCAGAAGAUCCGGAAAUUGCUUCAAAUGCCAUCGAUGGGACGCAGUACGAAGAGAAAAAGAACGAAACAGCAACAAAAUCAAUUUUGGAAGCGGCGAUCAUAAAAAAUCACGAAACAAAGACAAAAAGUAAUAUUUACUUCAGAGGACAUGGGCCAGAAACUCCUCAAGAUGCCGAAGAAAUUGUUGAAGAAAAAAUUUUGGACAACACUCCAAUUCUCGUGCAUGUCCUUGGGGAGCCCCAUUAUUGCAAGGAAUCUAAAGGAUCGUGUCCUUCUCUUUGCUGUGACGAUUCCACAAACCACAAUCUCGAGAAGAAAACUUGUUUCAAAGAAACGGAAGAAAUAAAUUCCAACAUCAAGUACAACGUAACAGCCCAACAGGAUGGAGUUAUCGACCUCGUUACUCAUCUGAUUUCCAAUUCGGAGCCCCUUCUCGGGAACAGCACCUUGCAUGAUCGGGACGACAUCGAGACACCAAUAAAUCCGAAGGAAAAUGACGGUUUGGAGCCACAAGACCUCGGAUGUUACGACAUUCGAUUGACAUUGUUGACUAAUUCCUUUAACGAUACCAUUAGUACCCGCAAAAUUUGUAACGUGGACACGGAACUUGAGAAACAAACGAUCAUCGUUCCGAUUUCGCGGUACAUGAGAGAUGCACAAAUGGAAUUACUUUUCAUUACUCCCAAAAUUAAGCAAUGGUCUCUGUGUGAGCACAAAACAAAAAGCAACGAGUUUUCGGCGACAUCAUCGUCAAAUACACUCGACGCCAGUGGAAAUCAAAUUUAUCCAGCAUUCAGUCCGAAGGAACUCACAAAACCUUCGUUCAGUAUCCAAAUUCCGCAUGGCAAUUUCGAACGUGAAUUGGAGUUUAGAACACUUUUAAAGAGCACUACUAAGAGCGUUUGCCAACUAUCACAAGAAUCCACUGGCCUAUUUCUACAAUACAACAUAAAAAUUUAUCGAGAAUGUAAUUAAAAAAAAAUUAAAAUUUCUAUCAAAUUUAAGCAAGAAAUAAUAGUCAAAUGCGUGUAAAAAUUACGUUAAGUUUAUUUCCUAUAAAAAAAAAAAAAAAAUUAGUUAAAAAAUUCAUCACAAAAAUUUAACGGCUUUGAUCGCUUCUAGUUUAUUUUUAAGCAAUUCUUGUACAAAGUUCUAAUUUUUAAGUUAAAAAUACCUUUUACUCCAAAUGAUUUCUUGAAAAACAAAAAAAAAUAUUUUUUUUCGAGAAAUCACAUAUACCAGACGUCUCCAUGAAAUUCACAAAAAAUAUCGGAGACGCUUUUUUCGCACUUUUUGAUCAAAAAUGAGAUAAAAUUAAAAGAAGGAAUGAAGAAAAAAGUAAAAUUCCGUCCAAAAAUCGACAUUCCGUACUUGUAAAAAAAAAUCGCUUCUAACAUCACAGAAGAAACAAAAAAGCAAUAAAUCAUCACAAAAGUGGUCCUUUUCACCAAACUAGCUGAUAUUAUUUUGAAAAGCAAUACAAAUUUAUGACAAUUUACUCUUCUUCAAUAAAACGUAAAUCGAGGCUUUAACUGUCGUUUGAUGGUAAAAUGCCCGGAAAUUCAUUACAAUUAUUAGGUAAUAGUUACUUUUUAUUAUUAAUUUAAUCUUAUACUAUAUUCAAACAAUUUAUCUUCAAGAUUCAUUAAAAUUAAAUAAAAAAAAAACAAAUUAAGAACAGAA
Culicoides brevitarsis is the source of this 5269-nucleotide messenger RNA. RefSeq names its product myelin regulatory factor-like protein. Lineage: Eukaryota; Metazoa; Arthropoda; Insecta; Diptera; Ceratopogonidae. Gene Ontology annotation, molecular function: DNA-binding transcription factor activity; sequence-specific DNA binding. Gene Ontology annotation, cellular component: nucleus; endoplasmic reticulum membrane. The transcript is spliced from 13 exons. The record is from RefSeq and is a predicted model, not a curated record. The coding region runs from base 1199 to 4561 and encodes 1120 amino acids. Gene Ontology annotation, biological process: positive regulation of DNA-templated transcription; protein autoprocessing.